Cebus imitator (Panamanian white-faced capuchin) is the source of this 1591-nucleotide messenger RNA. RefSeq names its product arrestin domain containing 1 (gene ARRDC1). Gene Ontology annotation, biological process: protein transport. Bases 72 to 1367 code for a protein of 431 amino acids. The transcript has 8 exons. Gene Ontology annotation, molecular function: ubiquitin-like ligase-substrate adaptor activity; ubiquitin protein ligase binding. The record is from RefSeq and is a predicted model, not a curated record. Gene Ontology annotation, cellular component: cytoplasm. Lineage: Eukaryota; Metazoa; Chordata; Mammalia; Primates; Cebidae.
CGGCCUCGGAGCCGGGGCCCGCUGGCGGCCGGCAGGGGCGUCACUGCGCGGCGGGCCGGCGAGGCCGCGGCAUGGGGCGAGUGCAGCUGUUCGAGAUCAGCCUGAGCCACGGCCGCGUCGUCUACAGCCCCGGGGAGCCUCUGGCUGGGACCGUGCGCGUGCGCCUGGGGGCGCCGCUGCCGUUCCGAGCCAUCCGGGUCACCUGCACAGGCUCCUGCGGGGUCUCCAACAAGGCCAAUGAUGCAGCCUGGGUGGUGGAGGAGAGUUACUUCAACAGUUCCCUGUCACUGGCGGACAAGGGGAGCCUGCCCGCUGGAGAGCACAGCUUCCCCUUCCAGUUCCUGCUUCCUGCCACAGCACCCACAUCCUUUGAGGGUCCUUUUGGGAAGAUCGUGCACCAGGUGAGGGCCGCCAUCCACACGCCACGGUUUUCCAAGGAUCACAAGUGCAGCCUCGUGUUCUAUAUCUUGAGCCCCCUGAAUCUGAACAGCAUCCCAGACAUUGAGCAACCCAAUGUGGCCUCUGCCACCAAGAAGUUCUCCUACAAGCUGGUGAAGACGGGCAGCGUGGUCCUCACAGCCAGCACUGACCUCCGCGGCUAUGUGGUGGGGCAGGCGCUGCGGCUGCACGCCGACAUUGAGAACCAGUCGGGCAAGGACACCAGCCCUGUGGUGGCCAGUCUGCUGCAGAAAGUGUCCUAUAAGGCCAAGCGCUGGAUCCAUGACGUGCGGACCAUUGCUGAGGUGGAGGGUGCGGGCGUCAAGGCCUGGCGGCGGGCACAGUGGCACGAGCAGAUCCUGGUGCCCGCCUUGCCCCAGUCGGCCCUGCCAGGCUGCAGCCUCAUCCACAUUGACUACUACCUACAGGUCUCUCUGAAGGUGCCGGAAGCUACAGUGACCCUCCCGGUCUUCAUUGGCAAUAUUGCUGUGAACCAUGCCCCACUGAGCCCCGGGUCAGGCCCGGGGCUGCCUCCCGGGGUCCCAGCCCUGGUGGUGCCUUCUGCACCACCCCAGGAGGAGGCGGAGGCUGCGGUUGGUGGCCCCCACUUCUUGGACCCAGUCUCCCUUUCCACCAAGAGCCACUCGCAGCAGCAGCCCCCGAUGGGCACCUUGGGUUCUGUGCCUGGCGCCCCUGAGCCCGAUCCUCAGGAUGGCAGCCCUGCCCCACACCCGCUGCACCCUCUCUUGUGCAUUUCAACAGGUGCCACUGUCCCCUACUUUGCUGAGGGCUCCGGGGGGCCAGUGCCCACCACUAGCACCUUGAUUCUUCCUCCGGAGUACAGCUCAUGGGGCUACCCCUAUGAGGCCCCACCAUCCUAUGAGCAGAGCUGCGGUGGCGUGGACCCCAGCCUGACCCCUGAGAGCUGACCCUGUGCUGCCUUCUCCCGGCAGGCCUGGCCUCUGCCCUGGGACUGGGGCACCCAGGGCCUCGUGCCUUCUCUCCUGGCCUGGCCUGGCCCACUCAGGACCAGCCCAGCCUCUGCCAGCUCCCCUGGCGUCCACCCUCUUCUCCCUGGGGCUGGGGUGGGGGUGGCAGGGAGCUGGGACCUGGAGAGAUGACUUCUGUAAAUAAAAAACACUUCAUUUGUAGA